UCCUAUCCCUGAGCUCGGCCUCCUUAUUAUAUUCUCCAUGAGCCUAGCCUUAAGGUUUUUUUUGUAUCAUUCAAGAAUCGAAAAAUGAAUAAUUAAUAAAAUACGAAUAAUUUUUUUUUUAUUCUGUAAUUUUGAAAAUAUUCUCAAUUUUCUCAAUACAAGUUUUUUAUCAUUUAGAAUACCAUUAUGGAACAUGAUGAUAUAUUUACACGAACACUUGAAAUAGAAAGUUGCGGAAAAACAUUAACAUUGUAUCAAAAAAAUGUUGGUGAUGUUAAUUGUGUUGUAUGGGAUGCUGCACUUGUUUUAGCAAAAUAUUUAGAUAUUUCAUGUCAGAAAGAAAAAAAUUGGUUACAAGGAAAAAAAAUUUUGGAGCUUGGUGCGGGAGUUGGAUGUGUUGGAAUGACAGUAGCAUGUUUGGGAGCUCAAGUGAUGGUAACUGAUCUAGAAAGUACUAUGCCAAUGUUGGAGAAAAAUAUUAUGAUGAAUAAAAGUCAAUGGAAAGAUACUAAUGGCUCAGUUAACGCUCAAAUAAUGAAAUGGGAAGAUGAAUCGAUAUUUGAUUCAUUAAAAAAAUUUAGUCCUGAGAUUAUCAUUCUAUCUGAUUGUAUAUACUAUAUGGAAUCAAUUGAUCCAUUAAUUAUGACAUUAAAAAGGAUAUGUGAUAACGAAUCAGCAGCAUAUGUACUUUUAUCUCAAGAAUUGAGAGAUACACCUCGACAAAUAUCUAUUUGGCAAUAUUUUUUAGAUAAUGUUAAAAAUUAUUUUCACCUAAAUGUUAUUUCUCAAUCUGAACAACAUCCAAUAUAUUCUAGUAUUGAUAUUAAUUUGAUAAAAAUGACUAGGAGACAAUAAAAUAUGAAAUUAACUGUAAAUUAGGUAUUGCCUAUAAUAAUGAUUUUCAUAUCUAUUUUAUAAGUUACUUGUUUAAUAAA
This is a messenger RNA of Chelonus insularis, 935 nucleotides long. Its product is annotated as protein-lysine methyltransferase METTL21D-like. Lineage: Eukaryota; Metazoa; Arthropoda; Insecta; Hymenoptera; Braconidae. The transcript has 3 exons. Bases 187 to 855 code for a protein of 222 amino acids. Gene Ontology annotation, biological process: peptidyl-lysine methylation. Gene Ontology annotation, molecular function: protein-lysine N-methyltransferase activity. The record is from RefSeq and is a predicted model, not a curated record. Gene Ontology annotation, cellular component: cytosol; cytoplasm.